Messenger RNA from Penicillium argentinense, 1524 nucleotides. RefSeq names its product SH3 domain protein. Gene Ontology annotation, molecular function: protein binding. The record is from RefSeq and is a predicted model, not a curated record. The transcript is spliced from 3 exons. The coding region runs from base 1 to 1524 and encodes 507 amino acids. NCBI's taxonomy places the organism in Eukaryota, Fungi, Ascomycota, Eurotiomycetes, Eurotiales, Aspergillaceae.
AUGGGAAUUUGUGAGUUUGACCCGAUCCCAUGGCUGGAAAAUGUUUCCAACCUUACUUCUUUCGAUCAAUCCCUGAGCGACUAUGUUCAGGGAUCCUAUGUUACUUUCAAAUAUCUCGACCUAUUGGGCUGCGAAGGCCUGGAUCACAGCGCACUGAACGACUACUACGCCCAAUAUACCACCAGCGUCAUCUGCAGUAGUCUCAUCCAGAGCUCCAAAGAUGAAUGCGGUCUAUCCGACAAACAAUCCGAACCCCUGUGUGCCGAAACCUGCGCGCUCAUGGCCACCAGCGAACAAGAAAUCAUGGUCAAUAAAAAUCUCUGCUCUAACACCCACGAGGAUUAUAUGAAGCAGAUUCGCGCCGACUUUACCGUGUGCUCAUCACCCUCCGAUUCCCUGAGCGGAAGCUGUAUCGAAGGAUCAGACAACGAACCGCACAACUGCGGAUUUUCAUCCAACACAAUCGGCCUAUGCACCUACUGCGCAUCCAGCUCCCCGAACUCGACCGACACCUGUUGUAUCAGCGCCAAUGCGACCAGCCGCUGCGAGGGAGUCUCCGUCCCAGCCGCGACUGUCACUCUGCAGCCAAUUACAACCACCGGUGCGGCUGCUGAUUCCGACGACUCGAACAAGGGUCUCUCAGGAGGUGCGAUUGCCGGAAUUGUCAUCGGCUCUGUUGCUGCAGCUGCCAUCUUGGCGGCGCUGGCUGCUUUGCUCUGCAUCUGUACCCGUCGUCGUAAACAGUCACAGACAGAUGUCGCACUGAACCAACCGAACCCACAGAGGAAAGGCGCUUCACCACCUAUGCAACAGUCUGGUACCCCAACCAACGUCAACAUGGUCCCUGGGGGCCGGGUUGCGCGAAUGUCAGCCUUGCGUGAAAUCCCUAGCUCUUCUCCCGCCUACUCGCGAACAUCGAACGCGAUGUUUGGUGGUGGUGCCAAGGGUCCUUAUAGUGAUUCAUCGGACUCGGAGAUGAUGGGUGCCAGUCCCGGUUCUACAGCAAGGAGAAUUCCCCCGGUAACUGGAAAGCGCCACGGCUCUCUUUCAAGCAGCUCUGCUCUGGCUGGACUGGACAGUGAUAGCUCGCCUCGCUCCGGCACGAUCACCAACCAAUACUCUUCCCCGGAGGGAGUCACCAGUGGUCAGUCAGAGCAAUUGUCGUAUUUCCGCGACUACUACUCCCAAGAUGAUAUCCGUCCUGGUGACAAGGUGGCUGCCCUAUGGGCAUACUCUCCCCGGGCGGGUGACGAGUUUGAAUUGGACCGUGGUGAAAUGCUGAAGGUGAUUGGUAUUUGGGACGAUGGCUGGGCCACUGGAGUCCGAAUCCCCGAGCGGGCAGAAGACUACGAUAUUCAUCGCGAGGCGCGUGACAGCGGCGUCUCCAGCGGCUCGCACAGGCGUGGCCCGUCACCCACACCAUCAGGCGAGAUCAAGGCAUUCCCGCUGGUUUGCAUCUGUCUCCCGCAACACUGGCGGAAGAUCAUUGAUGGCGGAGUGCAGGAGGAUGAAGAUGAGGUUUGA